Fasciola hepatica (liver fluke) is the source of this 2304-nucleotide messenger RNA. The record is from the annotation of a GenBank genome assembly. NCBI's taxonomy places the organism in Eukaryota, Metazoa, Platyhelminthes, Trematoda, Plagiorchiida, Fasciolidae.
AUGGCUUCAUUUGAUUUCCAAUCACUGUUUACGAAUGUUCCCGGUCGGGAGGUCAUACGUAUCAUGUGUGAUCAUGUGGAGCAAAACGAACUGAAAAUCGGUAUACCAGUAUCAGUUCUGGUACGACAAUUACUACUGUGCACAACAAACGUAUCGUUCUCCUUCCUUGGUUGGGCUUACAGACAAAUUGACGGUGUCGCAAUCGGAACUCCAUUGAGCCCCAUUCUGGCACAUCUGUUUUUGGCUCAUCUUGAGGAAAAGGCGAGCAAAAUCCUCGAACGUUCACAACUUUACAAACGAUACGUUGAUCAUGUUCUAGUCAUCACAAUAAGUCUAGAAGAGACAACAUGGAUUAUGGAUAAACUCGAUCGCCUGCAUCCGAAUAUACGAUUUACGAUGGAAACAGAAAUCGAAGAUACACUGCACUUCCUCGACAUUAAAAUGACUAGGAAUAAUGAUGGAACAAUGGCCAGAUCUGUUUACCGAAAAGAAACUUGGACAGGCCAAUGCUUGCAAUUUGACAGCUUUGUGUCUGUGGAAUAUGAACGUGGUCUGGUCCGAACACUAUUUCAAACAGCACGACAUAUCUGCACAGAAGACAUGAUUGACAACGAACUACGACAGCUGAAAGAAUCUUUGACUAGAAACGCUUAUCCCGAUGCGUUUAUCGAAAAGCACAGCAAGCCUAAAUUGAUCAGACAAACGAAUUGUUCAGCAGAAAAACUACUAGUCACCCUUUGUCUUCCAUUCAAACGUGAUGACAUCAAUUGCUUGCUCAAACGACCACUUGGAUCAGCGCUUGCCCAAAACAAAUAUUAUGCACCUGACCUCAGAAUUAUUCAUCGAACGAUUGAGAUCCCCACACCCUCGGUGAAACAACGUCCACCUCUGUACACCAAAUCGAAUCUGAUUUACCAAUUUCAGUGUAGUUGCGGAGCAACGUACGUGGGUCGAACAGAGCGCCAGUUACGUAACCGAGUGAUUGAAUAUAUUCCAAAUUGGGUACAACGUUUUGUGAUGCAAUCAGGGUCAGAUCAAAGGCAUAAUGACAACGUUCGAAACCAUAAGAUCCCGUCGUCGGCUGUCGGCCGUCGGCCGUCGGCCGUCGCUCGUCAUCUUCUGAUGACGCAACAUCCAGCUGACCGAAGCACUGCGUUUCGGGUCAUUUACGUGGCAAAGAAUACCAGGCUUUUGAGACAAAUUGACGGUGUCGCAAUCGGAACUCCAUUGAGCCCCAUUCUGGCACAUAUGUUUUUGGCUCAUCUUGAGGAAAAGGCGAGCAAAAUCCUCGAACGUUCACAACUUUACAAACGAUACGUUGAUCAUGUUCUAGUCAUCACAAUAAGUCUAGAAGAGACAACAUGGAUUAUGGAUAAACUCGAUCGCCUGCAUCCGAAUAUACGAUUUACGAUGGAAACAGAAAUCGAAGAUACACUGCACUUCCUCGACAUUAAAAUGACUAGGAAUAAUGAUGGAACAAUGGCCAGAUCUGUUUACCGAAAAGAAACCUGGACAGGCCAAUGCUUGCAAUUUGACAGCUUUGUGUCUGUGGAAUAUGAACGUGGUCUGGUCCGAACACUAUUUCAAACAGCACGACAUAUCUGCACAGAAGACAUGAUUGACAACGAACUACGACAGCUGAAAGCAUCUUUGACUAGAAACGCUUAUCCCGAUGCGUUUAUCGAAAAGCACAGCAAGCCUAAAUUGAUCAGACAAACGAAUUGUUCAGCAGAAAAACUACUAGUCACCCUUUGUCUUCCAUUCAUACGUGAUGACAUCAAUUGCUUGCUCAAACGACCACUUGGAUCAGCGCUUGCCCAAAACAAAUAUUAUGCACCUGACCUCAGAAUUAUUCAUCGAACGAUUGAGAUCCCCACACCCUCGGUGAAACAACGUCCACCUCUGUACACCAAAUCGAAUCUGAUUUACCAAUUUCAGUGUAGUUGCGGAGCAACGUACGUGGGUCGAACAGAGCGCCAGUUACGUAACCGAGUGAUUGAAUAUAUUCCAAAUUGGGUACAACGUUUUGUGAUGCAAUCAGGGUCAGAUCAAAGGCAUAAUGACAACGUUCGAAACCAUAAGAUCCCGUCGUCGGCUGUCGGCCGUCGGCCGUCGGCCGUCGCUCGUCAUCUUCUGAUGACGCAACAUCCAGCUGACCGAAGCACUGCGUUUCGGGUCAUUUACGUGGCAAAGAAUACCGGGCUUUUGUGGUUUGUUCAAACCAUUGCCAUACAUUCAUGGAAACCUAAUAUUGUGUCAGCACAAACAGCUCUUUGUUCAUGUGUCUUUAUCAUGGUGACGUAA